Molecule: messenger RNA, 2647 nt
Organism: Labeo rohita (rohu)
Lineage: Eukaryota; Metazoa; Chordata; Actinopteri; Cypriniformes; Cyprinidae
Gene: il11a
Product: interleukin 11a
Exons: 5
Coding region: 405-1001 (198 amino acids)
Biological process (GO): positive regulation of cell population proliferation; positive regulation of MAPK cascade
Cellular component (GO): cytoplasm
Molecular function (GO): growth factor activity; cytokine activity
Source: RefSeq, a predicted model, not a curated record
AUUAGACUUACCCUCGCAUCCUUCUCUCUCUCUGUCUCUCCCUCCAUACACCUCUCUGACCCUCGCCGUGUAUCUUUCCAUCCUCACUCGCGUUUGUUAAAACUAAACAAGUCUUGGGACUGGACAGAGUCAAGUUUUGCUGCCUUUUUUCUGGUUCUCGCUAAUUCUGCACUUCUGUCAUUCAUUCAUUUUCCUCCUCACCUCACGCUCGUCCUCUGUAAACUACUGUCGCGAGCCGUUCGCGCGGAUACUGAGAGAGAGAGACGAACUUUGGAGCACGUGACAACAUCUGGAGCUUCAUUUAUUUAUUAAUUUCUACACUUCGGUUUGUUUAUUUAUUUAUUUAUUUUCCCGCCUAUUUAUUUGCAACGUAUCUACUUUUUAAAACAAGGACCUGGACAAAUAUGAAAUUGCUGGGCGACUCCUCCUCAUCGCUGCUCCUGUCCCUGCUGUUGGCUCAACUGCAUCUGUUAGCAUCUGCCUUCCCUGCCCACCCUCGGCGGAUCCAGACUGACUUUGACAAGCUGACCAAUCAGACCAGACACCUCCUGAAGCUGACUCAGGAUCUACUGAAAGACCCGGUGUUUGCCACAGAGAUUGAUCACCACAGGUUCAAGUCUCUUCCAGCGAUCAGCAGCAGAGUCAGUGACCUCAGCACUCUGGAGUUCAAGCCUACUCUUUCUCAGCUCUAUGCGGACUUAAAGUCCUUUGAGCACCAUUUUGAGUGGCUGAACAAAAUAACACGCAAGCAGCAGCACAGCUCAGUACCAAAGCUGACAGACAUGAUCUCCCACAUUAAGAGCCUCAUACACUCCUUACAGCGUCAGAUGAAUCGAGCGGAGGCUCCCCGGGUCCCUGUUCCCUCUCCCUCGCUCCCACCCAAUCCCUCCUUUCACUGGGAAGUGGUUCAGUCCUCUCAGGAACUCCUUCAGCAGUUCAGGCUCUUUUGUGACUGGGCCUCACGAGUGUUCCUGACCCUUAAAUCGAGAUUACCAGCAUGAGGAACCUAAAAAACAUUGGGCGGUAAACUGUCUCCUUUACAAAACAUCAAAAAAUGGCCAGGACUCGAUCAUUAAUAUAGUCCAGGGAUGGACUGGCCAUAGGGUGCUCGGGGACUUUUCCCAGUGGGUCGGGUCAACUGGUUGAAAAAUAGUUUUGAUGUCAGGGCGGAACAUCUGAGUAACAGGAGGGUAGUUGAGUAUUUCAACUUGUUCUCUCGUAGCCAUUCACAACCUACUCAUGAUCACUCUCGUUCCAACCACCACCGCUUUGCGCUUCCGAACCAAUCAUGAGCAUUUGAUUAACUGAAAUGUAGUGCCAUAGAAUUAUGACCUCUCAAAAAAAGUGGUCCUGUCCUAAAAAUUGAGCCAUAUAAAGGGACAGACUAAACCAUCUGAUACGUCUUAGAUAAAAGUGAUGCAAAUCGUGACAACGAUUUUAAAAAUCCCUGAAUGCUAUGUGUGAAGCUGUGGUGGUGGAUUAUCUGUGGUGGGUUGUGAUGGGCCGUGUACGUCCCAGACUGAUUAGUUUUUAGUCCCAGUCCAUCCCUGUCGCAGUCUGAAGCCUGAUCAGUGAAGGAGUCUGAUCUGAAAAUUCCAGUGCACUCCAGUCGACAUCCUGCUUCUGACGCUCCAUUUAACCUUAAACCUUCCUUUGCCCUUUCUUUUUUUUUUUUAAUACAAUUUCAUUUUUCAGAACUAUUUGUUAUUUAUGUAUUUAUUUAUUUAUUGACUAGUUAUUUAUUUGAUGAUAUUAUUUAUUUGGUUUCUUGAUAAACGUGUCAACAUUCUUUCAUUUGCAAGUCAAGAAGUAAAAUGUACUCUCUUUCUUAUUUUCCCGUAUCCAUCCGCUUCUGUACCACACACAAAACCACAUGUACGACAGCGCCAUUUCAUGUCUUUUAUUAAACUGAUUGUAUUUUAUACAAUUGCAUUUCCUUUUCACUGUUACCUAGGUUACAAUACUCUGCCACUAGAUGUAGCAAUAUUUUGGGAGUGUAAUGUAUGUCAGUGCUGAAACACUGACCUGAACUUUGCUUGUCUUUCUUUUCUGUUGUUUUUUAGUUUUUGCACAGCAUAUUGGGGUUUAUAUUGUUUAUUGUCAGUUCUGUGAUUCAGGAACAUGUUUCGAUAAACCUUAUUUUAAGCAACAUAAGAAAAAGACAACCUAAGCCUUAAAAUACUAUGUAUUGUGAUACUUUGGUACUGUAAAGCUGUACAUACAUGCUGCCGAAUGUAAACUGGUAUAUACAAUGAGUGUAUACGUAUCAUAUUGUUUUCUAUAAUAUAUAAGUGCAGUGCUCUAUCAAUGUGUUGCAAAAUCAACAUUACUUUUUUUUCUUUCCCUUCCUCUUUUUUUUACGAUUUUGAUACAGUAUUUACUAUUUAUUGAUAUGAUUAUUAUUACGGUUAUUAUUAAUUAUAAUAAUUGUUCAAAUUAUUUAUUUUUGCGAAUCAGAAGCAAGACUUCUGUCAUGUUUUGUACUUUUUAUACUACUCGCCACCAAUCAUCAUCUCUGUUUAGGUUGGUUUCUGUGUCUGCAUAGACUGAAAGUUGCUACAUGAUUGUGCACUAAAUAUGCAAAAACUGGCUGUGUUUAACUGUGUGCCUUCUGAGAGACAAUAAAGGAAUUUACAUGUAAACUGUA